Messenger RNA from Paralichthys olivaceus (Japanese flounder), 685 nucleotides. Lineage: Eukaryota; Metazoa; Chordata; Actinopteri; Pleuronectiformes; Paralichthyidae. The record is from RefSeq and is a predicted model, not a curated record.
UUCAUAUGGCGCAGUGCUCGCUAAGCCUCUUAGGAAUCACGUCCACAGCAGAUGCAGGGAGAAUGCCAAUCAGCGGCUCCUGCUGAGCUCACAAACCCGGCGGCUGCGCCAGUGUGCGCCUCAAUUCUGCGCCACCACGCGUCGCGUGAACCAAAUGUUGUUUGUGGCGCUUGAGUUCGUUUUUAUUUCGCGGUAAACAACGUGAAGGUGCAGCAGAAACACGUGAUCGGUGGAGGAUGGAGCGCGCAGGGAGUCUCCGGCGGCUCUGAGGCGUCAGGCGACUUGAAAUAAAUCCUUCCACGGAGCGAAGGGAGAGUGAACCAUGCUCCCGCAGGAUGUUGGGAGGCUGCAGAAGCCGCGCCGCGUGUCCGACCCAGUGUACGGGGGAGACGGUCCUCCGAUCCCGCCUCGGCGCUUCAAGAACCGCGACUUCCCGCUGAGCGCGCUGCGCCGGCGCUCCGGUUCCGCACCUGAGCGCAAGGUGAACUGCGUCCUGGUCGGAGACGGAGCGGUGGGCAAGACCAGCCUCAUCGUGAGCUACACCACCAACGGAUACCCGACAGACUAUGUUCCCACCGCGUUCGACAACUUCACAGUGAUGGUGGAGGUUGACGGGAGACCAGUGAGGCUGCAGCUCUGUGACAUGGCCGGACAGAAAUGGGGGCUGGUCGAUGGAUCAAUCAAU